AUGUACCUGAAGGAGACGACCGGAGGGAGCUCACGCCGUAGUCAGGUUCGCUGCUCUAUUGGAGAUGGUCUGGAGGCCGCCGUAGACGUUGCUGCGGUGUUCGUUGUUCAAUGUCGCUGUUCGGUGCUCUUGGCGGCAGAUCUGCCACUCGCCGAUGGUCUGGAGGCUCGCUGUUUGUUGUGGACAGCUCGAGAUGAAUCAAAGAAGGAACAAAUGUCAAUUGUCUUGAGAUUUGUAAAUAGAGAUGGUUUUAUACAAGAACGUUUCUUUGGAGUUGUUCAUGUUAGCGACACUAUGGCAUCAACAUUGAAAGAAUCUAUCUUUUCUAUCUUAUCUCGACAUAAUCUUGAUGUUCAAAAUAUUCGGGGACAAGGUUAUGAUGGUGCAAGUAACAUGUGUGGAGAAUGGAAUGGAUUGAAACCUUUAAUCUUGGAUGAAUGUCCUUAUGCUUAUUAUCGCAAUGACAAGUUGAAAGUUGCACAUGCCUCAAAUAUUGCUCAUUUGCUUAGUAUUGAUGAGCUUGAAAGUGUGAGGGGUCUUAAUCAAAUUGGUUCUUUACAAAAGUCGGGUGAUACUCGUUGGAGUUCUCAUUUGAAAUCUAUUUCAAGUUUGAUGAGAAUGUAUAGUGCAACAUGUGAAGUUUUACUUAAUAUUGUUGAAGAUGGAACUACACAUGCUCACCGUGGAGAUGUCGAUGCAGCUUAUGAGAAUUUAAGAGAUAGUGGAUGGGAUGAAUUAGUUGCAAGUGUGAAGUCUUUUUGUGAAACUGUCAACAUAACUGUGCCAGACUUUGAUGCUCAAUAUAUUGCAAGAAGAGGUAGGGCUAGGCAUCAACAAGAUGAAUUAACAAUUGGACAUCAUUACAAAUUUGAUAUUUUCAAUUCCGUGAUUGAUUCUCAGUUGCAAGAGUUGAGCAAUAGAUUUGAUGAUAAAGCAAUGGAGUUAAUUAUUCUCAAUUCAUCAUUAGAUCCAAAAGAGAUGCGUAUAUCAUUUAAAGUUGAUGAUGUUUGCAAGUUGGUAGAGAAGUUUUAUCCUCAAGACUUUGAAGAUUAUGAUAUUUUACAAUUGAGAACACAACUUGAACAUUUUGAACAUGUGCAACAACUUCCUGAUUUCAGAAGACUAGAAAGUAUUUCUGAUCUAUGCCAAUGGUUGGUGAAAACUAGAAAAUCGAACAUAUAUCCUCUUGUGUUCAGAGUAGUAACUCUCAUUCUCACACUUCCAGUAUCUAUAUCUACUACAGAACGAUCUUUUUUUGCCAUGAAUAUAGUAAAGACUACACUUCGUAACAAGAUGGAAGAUGAAUUUCUUAAUUAUUGUUUGCUAGUAUACAUUGAAAAACAAAUUGCAAAACAAUUUAGUAUAGAUUCAAUUAUAGAUGAUUUUCGUGACAUGCAAGAGAGACGUUCUAAAUUUUAG
Molecule: messenger RNA, 1419 nt
Organism: Ipomoea triloba (trilobed morning glory)
Lineage: Eukaryota; Viridiplantae; Streptophyta; Magnoliopsida; Solanales; Convolvulaceae
Exons: 4
Coding region: 1-1419 (472 amino acids)
Molecular function (GO): protein dimerization activity
Source: RefSeq, a predicted model, not a curated record